ACGAAGUAUAUUGGUCUCAAUUUCCAAAUAUAGUAGCCUAAUAGCCCAAUGUCCAAAGCAAUUAAACUCAAUUACCAUGAUCUCCCUCUCUGUCCAUAUUUAUCACCGUUUUCUUCCUACAAUCGAAUUUCCGACUUUUUCGUUAAUCUCUCGCACCACCAGCGCCACCGCGAUCAGUGCAGGAACCAACAAUGAUUCGUUGGUCCUUCCACUGGUCUGGUGGUUCUGGAGUUGACGAUGAUCGCUGAAUUAGGGUUUAUCAGAUGCUCCGUUUUACUGGUUGAUUUCAAGGAUCAUUUUUGAGGACUACAUACCUCUUAAAAGUGCUUGAUCUUCAAAAUUCUCUUAUAAAUCACAUCUCAGAAGCUACAGGAAGUCUACGUCACCUGCAGUAUCGGAGUCUGAAGUGGACCAAGGUAGAGAAGCUGCCAAAAUCCAUUGGCAAACUUGGGAACCUCCAAAGUUUGGAUCUUAAACAUUCCAUCAUACAAUAGCUACCAGGCUACCAGCUGAGAUAGGUAGUUUAUCUUAUUUAAGACAUUCUUAAGCCAUAUUCUUACCAUUAGGAUGAUACUUUCAGUUUGUAUGUGGGAAAUGCGAGAGCUGCAAAGGUACCUGCUGCAGUUUUCCAAAAUUCCCAAGAAUUGCAGAAUUUGGGAUGAAUGGACGUGUGUAACAUGAGUCGUUCAGUUGGUUUUAUGGAUCAGUUGGGGAUUUGAAGCAGUUGAGAGAAGAUGGGAGGAACAUGUGUAAUGCAAUUAAGAACAUGAACCACCUUGAAUAUUCAUGAUUGCUUCUAGAUACAAGGACGAGGUGCUUGAGAUAGACUGUAUGUAUCCUCCUCCUAUGCUUUGCUGCCUAUUCUUGAUGAAAUGACUAGAGAAGCUGCCUGAUGGAUUUUAAUGCUUGAAAAGUUGUCAAAUUGAUGUUAUGUCACUCAAGUUUGAAUGGCCAUCCACUUGAACUUGUGGGAGCAUUGCCAGAUCUGAUGAAGCUUAUAAUUUCUUAGGCAUAGGAUGGUGAACAACUACAUAUUAGUGCAAGAAGGUUUCAAAAACAUAAGGUGCUACACCUUUACAAUCUCUACAAUCUAAAAUCACUGAAUAUAGUGCCCGGGGCUCUGCCUGUAUUGGAAGAGCUGGAACUUGGACCGAGCCUACUGCUGAAGGAGGUGCCAGUCAGCAUUAAAAAUCUUAAGUAUUUAACUCUGCUGAGGUUCCAUGAUAUGCCCAAGGAAUAUUUGGAUGACUUGUCUCCAAGCAUGGGCCAGCAUUAUCACAUCAUUUAUCACGUGCCAAAUGUAUAUAUUCAUUUUAUGGCUGGUGCAGGCCUCUGGGAAACCUCUUCUUUAAGACAUCCAUGAUACAAAGAAGGUGUCUACAACUAGUGCAAAACAGGAGCCAUGUAUCAGAGAUGCAUACAUGGUUCUGCUUGGGCUACAACUGGUGCUCCAAUGUGAUCGUCUGGUGUUACUGGAAAGUGAUUCAGGCGAAUUAAUGCAUUGGUUGUGGUUGAGGAUAGAUGUACAGGGAACAUUAUUUGGGAGACUGCUUCAAGUACCACUGUCAAACAAUCCAGUACCUUUCACUCUCAUCCUUGGGAGAGCACGUCUUGAAAUUGCAAUAAAGGUACGUUUCACUAUAUUUCUAAGCUCACGUCCAGUCUGUUCUAAAUUCUCUACUGCUCAACAUAGCUAAACUCUUCAUGCUGGUUGCAUCAUCAGUCGGAUAGUCCAUAUGUGUGAAUUUGUGAUUUUCAUGAGGCUCCUUAUCCAACAUCCCUCUGUCAUAUGUAAUUGCAAAUUGUGGUGCUCCUAUAUCUCUGGCCCUUAUUUAUCUUGGGGGCAAUUUACCAAAAUGCAAACUACAAGUAGAUAUAUUCUGAUCCUGAGAAUUCCUGAAUCCUGAUAGGUUUAUAUGCAAGUCUCUUGAAACAAUCCAAUCUUCUUUAUUCAUGGUGUAAUAUUUUUAAUUUUUGUGCAUUUUCCCUUUGAAAACUGAAAUUAGACGUAAGAUAUGCCAGAUAUUGUAACAAUUAAAAUCAUAGAUACCUUUUGUUUUUCUUCUGGCGCUAUAUAAGAAAUAUUAUGUAAGUAUCUGGAAACAAGAGGUCUCAGAAUUUAUAAGAAAUUUAUGAUAGAUUGAAUGCUAAAUUUGGUGCCACGUACUCCAUAUGACUAAGCUUAAUGGUUAAUAUUAAUAGGUCAAUGAUUCGUCAAGAAUGCUUUUUUUUUUUCUUGGUUGAACAGAUCUUGUCAAACUUGUAUCCAUAGUUUGAGUUAAUUAUUAUUGUUUAGGGAAUAUUGUUGUGCCAAGCAUUUACUUAAUAGUAUUUAAUUGCAUAAUUUAAUAAUAUAGUUGAUAAAAUUUCUAGUUAGAUUAGAGUUGUAUAUGGUCGUGCCAAGCAUGUACAAUAAUUGGACAUGCAGAAGUUAGCCCCACAAGAAGGUGAGCACGUUUGUACCUAUUGAAAUGUAAAUAUAAUCCAUCAAUUACAAAGCUAAUAAAUCACAGUUAAAAAACAGACAAAAAUCACAGCAACUAACAGCAAUAAGUUUUAAAUGGGAGAAUUAAGCGUAGCCCAGCUUCCUUUUACUUCAGACUCAACAAUUAGUGCUUCUGUCAGCAUUAACAAUGUCUUGAAUGAUAGCUUCUUAGUCGAGAUUCUUCAAAGGCUUCCAAGCAUCUCUGUCCUUCGUGCAAAAUCCGUCUGCAAACACUGGUUUUCUCUCCUCUCUGAUCCUUGUUUUCUCAGGAGCUUUGUCCGGUACCAUGACCGUCACGCGUUACCCUUCACCCUUGUCUAUGAGUUUCAUUUCUGGCAUCGCUGUCUCAGCGAUCACCUUCAUCACAACUUCCAUAUGGUCUCGGAGCACAAAAAAUUUCAGUUGCAAGGAUUUCACCUGGGUUUCCUCCCUUGCUUCCGACCUUGGGAAUCACACCCCAUUUGGAUGGUGGCCUGCCACAAAGACCUGUUAGUUUGCUGUCACCUUAAAAUGUCUUUAUUGCAAGGUGUAUACUACAUCUGCAAUCCAUUAACCAAGCAGUGGCUCAACCUUCCACCUUCCCCAGGUCAUCAUAGAGUAGCAGAUACUGCUAUUGGCUUCAUUACUUCUGAGAAAUCUGUUUCUUUAAAUAGCUUCAAGCUGGUCCAAGUCCCUAAACUAGACUCGUGUUUUAGUAAUGGUAACUGCUUUGAGGUGAACGUGUUUUCCUCUGAGGUGGGUGAGUGGAGAAACUUUAAGAUAACUUCUCCACAGAGUUUCACGAGGACUUGGCAGUUCAGGCCUGAGUCAAUUACUGUCAAGAACAAGUUUCAUUGGCUGGUGAACAGCUCAAACAUUGUCGUGGUUGACCCAUUUGAAUUAGCUGAGGGAUCAUGCCGAGUCAUUGAGCUGCCAUCUGAGUUGAAUCCUGACAUAGGAAUUUGCUUAGGAUCCUGUCAGGAUUAUCUCAGAGUUUGCCAAAUUUCUAGAGGGUGGUCAAAUUGUCUGUUAGUAGUUUGGAAACUCCUAGAUUAUGUUACCGGAAACUGGGACUUGGAAUACGAGAUCAGUCUUAAAGAGAUGGCAUUUUUUGAGAAUGUAUGUCUGCAUAAGUUUGGAUUUUCGACAAUGGAGGCACUGGCUUUCCAUCCGGUUGACUUUGGGAUUUUGUACUUGAGAUUCAAUAAUCAGAUAGUGAUGUGUGAUGUAGGAAAAAGAACACUGGAAGUGGUCAGUGAGUGCUUGCAAGACUCGAGUUUCUCUGUAGGAACAUGUGGUGUCUUUCUGCUUAUGCAUCCAUGUUGGCCAUCGCUUAUCCCUUCAUCAUUUCCCCUGUCUUGAAUUUGCAUAGUACUUUAAUGAGCUCUUAGUCGAAAGAAUUUUGAAAUCUGAAUUUUGUUGUAGAGUAAGAUCUCAUGGAGAUCUUGGAUGUGUGCUGCUCUGUUUAGCACUUAAGUAUUUUUACUCUUAUAUUUGGUGUAAUAAUUUGAAUAUUGGGAAUCAAGUUUAGCUGUUAAAGUUUGUGCUAGCUAUUCUUUAAACUCGUGAUGGAUGUCAUUGACAAUUCAUAAUUAAUGCAAAAUCUAGUUUUUUUU
Molecule: messenger RNA, 4080 nt
Organism: Chenopodium quinoa (quinoa)
Lineage: Eukaryota; Viridiplantae; Streptophyta; Magnoliopsida; Caryophyllales; Amaranthaceae
Product: F-box protein At5g49610-like
Exons: 3
Coding region: 2561-3826 (421 amino acids)
Molecular function (GO): protein binding
Source: RefSeq, a predicted model, not a curated record